Dermochelys coriacea (leatherback sea turtle) is the source of this 2677-nucleotide messenger RNA. RefSeq names its product kelch like family member 11 (gene KLHL11). Lineage: Eukaryota; Metazoa; Chordata; Testudines; Dermochelyidae. Bases 1 to 2055 code for a protein of 684 amino acids. The transcript is spliced from 2 exons. The record is from RefSeq and is a predicted model, not a curated record. Gene Ontology annotation, molecular function: protein binding.
AUGGCGGCGGCGGCGGCGGCCUCGCCUCAGCCUCAGCCGAAGCCGCCGCCGCCGCCCGGGCCCGGGCCCGCGGGGGAAGGCGCGGGCCCGGCGGGCGGCGGGCCCGAGGCGGAGGCGGAGGCGGAGGAGUUCGAGUUCGCGUGCCCGGCGCACUGCAGCGAGCUGGCCUGGCGGCAGAACGAGCAGCGCCGCCUCGACCUCUUCUGCGACGUCACCCUGGCCUUCGGCGGCGGCGCCGGGCCGCUCCGCGAGGUCCGCGCCCACCGCUCCGUGCUGGCCGCCGCCACCGACUACUUCACCCCGCCUCUGUCGGGCGGCUUCGCCGAGUCGCGCUCCGGCCGCGUGGAGCUGCGGAAGUGGAGCUCGGAGGGCGGGCCCGAGCCGGACACGGUGGAGGCGGUGCUCGGCUUCAUGUACACGGGCAGCAUCCGCGUCAGCCCGGGCAACGUGCACGAGGUGCUGGAGAUGGCCGACAGGUUUUUAUUGAUGCGGUUAAAGGAAUUCUGUGGAGAGUUUCUGAAGAAAAAACUGAAUCUCUCCAACUGUGUGGCUAUUCAUAGCUUAGCUCAUAUGUAUUCCUUGAGCCAGCUUGCCCUGAAAGCUGCAGACAUGAUAAGAAGGAACUUCUGCAAAGUUAUCCAAGAUGAAGAGUUCUACACAUUACCCUUUCACCUCCUCAGAGACUGGCUUUCAGACUUGGAUAUCACAGUGGACUCUGAAGAAGUUCUUUUUGAGACUGUCUUAAAGUGGGUUCAGAGAAAUGCUGAUGAAAGAGAGAGGUACUUUGAAGAACUCUUUAAACUGCUCAGACUGUCUCAGAUGAAACCCACUUACCUUACCCGGCAUGUCAAAUCUGAAAGGCUAGUAUCCAGUAAUGAAGCCUGUCUUAAAUUAGUGUCUGAAGCUGUGGAAAGCCAUGCCCUGAGGGCUGAGAACUUGCAAUCUGGUAAUUUACAACAUUCUGCUUAUCCUGUAUCAUUGCUGCCUCGCUAUGGGCAAAACAUGGAUGUCAUCAUGGUGAUCGGUGGUGUGUCAGAGGGAGGGGAUUACUUAAGUGAGUGUGUAGGCUAUUUCAUUGAUGAAGACAGGUGGGUAAACUUACCACACAUACAUAAUCACCUUGAUGGACAUGCUGUUGCUGUUACAGAAUUAUAUGUUUAUGUGGCUGGCUCCAUGGAACCUGGCUUUGCCAAGACUGUGGAAAAGUACAACCCCAACAGAAAUGUCUGGGAGCAAGUCUCUCAUCUAAUAACCAGAAAGCAUUCUUUUGGCCUCACUGAAGUCAAGGGAAACUUGUACAGUAUUGGUGGACAUGGUAACUUCAGUCCUGGCUUUAAAGAUGUAACCAUUUACAAUCCCAAGCAAGACACAUGGCACAACCUGGAGUCAGCCCCAAAGAUCCUUCGUGAUGUAAAAGCAGUCACCAUAGAAGAUAGAUUUGUUUACAUUGCUGCUCGAACCCCAGUUGACGAUAGUGAAGAUGGUUUAAGGGCAGUCAUUACCAGAUAUGACACAGAGACAAGGCACUGGCAAGACAUCGAGUCUCUGCCACUCAUUGAUAACUACUGCUCUUUUCAGAUGUCUGUUGCCAACACAAACUUUUACCAGACUGCAUCAUGCUGCCCCAAGAGUUACCCCAUAGAUAAUGAAGAGGCUAAGAGAAAGAUCUCUGGCAGAAUACCAGAGGAGAUUCUUGAAAGUUUACCUCCAGAAGUUCUUACCAUUGAAGGGGCGGCCAUUUGCUAUUAUAAAGAUGAUGUUUUCAUCAUUGGUGGGUGGAAGAAUAGUGAUGAUAUAGAUAAGCAAUACAGAAAAGAGGCCUAUCGUUACUGUGCUGAGAGAAAGCGAUGGAUGCUUCUCCCUCCCAUGCCGCAGCCUCGCUGUAGAGCAACAGCCUGCCAUGUGAGAAUCCCAUUCAGGUGCUUGCAUGGUACACAAAGAUAUCCUAUGCCACAAAAUUUGAUGUGGCAAAAGGAUAAAAUACGGCAGAUGCAGGAAAUACAUCGGCAUUCUUUCAACUUGCAAAGAAUGCCCCGCUCACAGAUUGAGUGCUAAUUCAUGGAAGACCGUUCCUCUAAUAAACCCGGUUUAAGGAAUACAGUGCUAUCCGUUUUGUAAGGCUCAGUACAUUGCCAUCAUAUAUUAAGAUUUGGAUAAUUGAACUGGUGGCUGGUUUGAUGCAUAAAAGUAACAUCUGUACUUAAAUAUUGAGGAUGAGAAAUAGUUAACCAACACCUAAAAUCCCUCUCUUAUGUAUCAUGGAGAAGAGCAUACUGUAACCCAGGAAAACUAAAUUCCUAUUAAGGGGAUGUGAUGAAAUGCCUGACGCUUUAAGAAAAUUUAAUGUAGAAUCUGUUAAUUCUCUUGUGCAACCCUCAUUUUCAUUAUAUGGAUUUAGUCUGUCAACAGUUCCUUCAAUGUAAAAAAAAAAAAAAAAAAAAAAAAAAAAAAUCCAGCUUAGCACAUUUUUUUAACCAUUACAUUUAGAUGUAUUCUUAAAGCACCAAUUUUAUUUGCACUUACAUAUUGAUAUUUCUUUAGCUUCUCUUCUCCUGAGUAGCUGAAAUUCACAUACAAUUGGCAUUCGUGCACUUAGUUCUCAAAACUGAGGGGACAUGCAAUAGUUAGAAAUACCUGUUAUAUAAAAAUAAAAGCACAAUCUUUUUUCAUAAAAUUA